AUGUCGGGUCUGAUGUCCCGCUGCCACCGCUAUCAUGCUAGGUUUUGCUUCACGCAACGGUUUCCGCUGGGAACUCGCGUCAAAAAGUAUUUUAAGGGUUAUAGGAAUCCAUUUGAAGGUUCGGUAGACCACCAUUCAGACCAAACGGACUUUUAUCAUAUUUCCUAUGAUGACGGAGAUAGCGAAGAGAUGACGGAAGAUGAUGUUAACUUACACCUUCUUUCCCUGCCUAAGCCAAAAAGGCCACCCAAGACUCUCAAGGUAACCAAGCCACCUAAAGCAAGUAAGCCAUCGACGCCACCAGCUAUGAAGAGAGACAAAGAUGAAAACAGUAUAUGUAUGUCGUCGCAAGUGACGGUGAUUCCGUCUGGCACUGCAUCUAAAGAGAAAAGGAGACCGACAGUGCUGAGCCUUAAUGAAAACGCACCGGGGCUGAUGCGUAGUAAUAGUAUGACUGAUUCGUCUUGUUCCCUUGAGGCGACGAAUGAGUCGCCAACUGUGUCCAUUCCGGCCGACACGAUUAUAGAAGAUGAAGGGAAGGACGAAGAAAUAGAAGAAGAAGAAGCAACGGAAAAAAUGGAAGAUGAUGAAAAAGCUAGCUAUAUAUUGUCGGAAGGAACUCCAGAAGAAAUUAAUUUGCUUAUUGGAAAGCCAGUGGAAAGAACAGUUACAAAGGAAGAAAACGGUUUCGAUGUUGUGCGGGGUCAUGUGGCAAGCUAUUUCCCUGCAACAAAGAUGUUUCGUGUGAUGUAUCUUGACGGGGAUUGCUGUGAUCUUACGUACCAAGACACUCUCGACAGCAUUCCAGCAGACUUGCUCCCAUUUGGAAUUAUUGGAAAGAGAAAACGUAAAAAGGAGGAACCUUGUCGAAAUGAAGGGAGAAAGAGGCUCAGUACUCCAUCGUCGUCUUUAAAGCGGUUAAAGAGAUUUGACAAAAACAUUAAAGUCAAAGGGCAGACCCAGCGGAGCCUUACGGAAAGUUUAUUGUUAUCCGGUGUUCGGUCGCCAUCGAGCCCAGACAUCCAUGAAACAGGCAUGGAAUUGGUCGAUAACGUCGAGUUCAACAUUGUUCGCAAAGUGCUGUUUAUUAUUGUGAGCACUGUUAAAAACUCGGUGAUGAAGACGCAGCUAGAAGCUCUUUCCUCGACAGAUCUAAAGGAUAAAGAAGCACUGGAGGUGUUCGUGCAGAAAGACGGCCUCACUUCUUUAGCAGAACUGUUGGCUAAAUGGGAAGAUCAAGUCGAAACGGAACCAGGGAUACUGCUUGUUCUAAAGGCCCUUGCCGUAUUGCCUGGUGUGACAAAGGACGUGAUUAUCGACAGCAGAAUCGGCAAGAAAGUACGAGGAAUUCAAAGACGGGGAUCUUAUAAAAAUUCUGCUAUACCUAGUCUUGCGGCAUGGGUAAUCGAAAAGUUAAAAGCUGACGUUGGAGUCCACCGAGUGGAUCAAAAACCAAAUAUAAGUGUCGACGGUAAGGUUCAACGCGACAAAGAAAGUCACACGCGAGAAUCAAAUUCACAGAGGCAAUGUUCUUCUGCCCUCCGUGGCGCGAAACGUGAUGAUCGCCCAGCGUCGGUUAAAUUGACGGAUCGGUCGCGAUUGCAAGAUACUAGACUGGAUAAAGGAAAGGCAUUGAAUGUCGGCAAUGAUGGCGGUCGGUCCAAUUCUGCAAGUCAUUUGCUGAGCCUGAUGAACUCGCGUAAUGGUCGUGACACUAGCAUCUUUCGCCGUGACAGAGAUAUUUUCGGAAAUGUUGUGACAGCAAGCGAGAUGGGAACUACAAAUAAUUGGCGAGCCCGGCGCUCAACAGUGGUUUUAGAUCAAGUGCGCAAGCGAUUGACUGGAAAUGCUCAGGAAGUCGAAAUUGUGAAGACGAAGUUGAUUGAAGACGAUAUUUGGAGGCCGUCCAAAAUCUCGUUUGCGGAUGGUGACGCAGUGUGCGCAUUUGACAAGGACGUUGCAGUCUCGAAGCUGCUCGUCUUCCGUCCGCCUGGGUCGACGAAGUCUCCAGUGCGUCCGCCUGUGAAGCAACGAACAGGUUCGCUGCGAUCGAUUCUGCGUGUUAGGCUCUCUCCCCGCGCAGCGCCAAAAAAUGCGCCGCAGAUCAACGAUGAAAACGUACAGUCUGCUCCGCCUGUAGUCCAUUCAACUCCGAGUGCUGUAGUCGACCCCGUUGUGAUCCUUUCUAAGCGUACAUUACUGAGCAGUGAAGUAUCGGAAAACGAGGCGACUGAACCGUCCUCGUUUCACACUUCGAAGCUGCAAAAUGUCGUGAGCCCGACGGAGAAACGAAUGCAAGACUUAUGUACUCCUCACUGCGUUCCAAUUUCGGAGCCAUCACCGUUGGAUUCCACCGCAUGCGGUAAUAACGAUAUUAAAAUUGAUCUUCCGCUGGAUGCACCCGAUGAGCCAAAACCAGCGGAAGCAAUCAAAGUGUUGAUUAGAGCUUUGGAACCAGUCUUGUCUGAAGACGUCUCCUCCGAGGAGGGAGAAAAGACAUCAAGGGAUGAAGGAGACUGGGUUCCCAAGCCUGAAACAGCUACCCUAACAAGCUGUUCUACCGGGCCUGAUCGAGUCGUCUCCAGUUCGACAAGCAACCACCACCUUGGCUUGAUGAGCUAG
Peronospora farinosa is the source of this 2622-nucleotide messenger RNA. NCBI's taxonomy places the organism in Eukaryota, Oomycota, Peronosporomycetes, Peronosporales, Peronosporaceae. The record is from the annotation of a GenBank genome assembly.